AUGGCAUAUAGUAAUUCAGGCUCUUACACGACCGGAAACAGCACAAAAUCAGAGGCACAAGUAUGUCUUAAAUUUCCUCCUAAAGUCAGUUCUCCAGGUUUGAUGGCAUUGUGGUCGGCCAAAGGACAAAACAAAGGAAAACUUAGGAUGCUAAUGGAAUAUUCUGGUCCUAGGCUUCAGAUCCAGAUGGUUGUCACUUUUGUACUCACUCAAGCCAUUCAUAGUGUGCUUAAACACCUUAGGCUGCCAAUGUUCAUAUCCCAGAUUCUUGCAGGGAUGAUAUUGGGUCCUAUGGUUUUCAGGGGCAAAAGGUCGUUGAUUACGUCGUCGGACCAAAGUGUGGCAGUUCUAGGUACGGUGGGGGCCAUCGGGUAUAUGUUCUUUUUGUUUCUGAGUGGGGUGAAAAUGGAUGUUGGCAUGACAUUCAGAUCUGGUAAGAAGGUGAUAUGUAUUGGGGUUUUAACAGUGGUGGUGCCACUAAUGGCUUGUUUGAUAACAGCCAAGUCACUUAACCAAGAAAGUCAAUUCUUCACAAACAAACGUGUUUUUCUUGCGGUAACGUACUCGGCGACUUCAUUCCCGGUCAUACAUUGUCUUCUCAGUGAGUUGAAACUUCUUAACUCGGAACUCGGUAGGCUAGGUUUAUCGGCGGCGCUUAUUGGUGAAAUCGUGGCAUUAUUUCUUUUAACCAUUUGUCAAUGGGUGGUUGAUGGGUUGGAAAAUGGUUGGAAAGUGGUGGUGAGCAAUUUUGGAUUCUUUACUGUCUAUUUUGUUAUCGUGGUGUUUUGGUUUCGACCCGUAAUGAAAUGGAUGGUGAGAAAAACCCCCGAGGGUGGACAAAUCAAGAAUUCUUACCUUUAUAUUGUGAUUGGGGCUUUCAUGGUUUCACAUAAGCUUGCCGAACUAUUAAAAGUGUACAUUGUCUUUGCCCCAUUUCUUGUCGGAUUGGCUGUCCCGGAUGGACCACCGUUGGGAUCUGCUUUGGUCGAGAAACUUGAACCUAUUGUUGAGGGUUUGUUUAUGCCUUUGUUUGUUACAACAUGUGGCAUGCGGAUUGAUUUUUCUUAUCUCAAAAACUAUGGUUCCUUUGCUAAAGACCAAGUCAUAUCAGCUGUCGUCACCAAUUUUGUCAAAUUCGGUGUCUCUUUCCUUCUUCCUUUCUUGUGGAACAUCCCCAUUAGAGAUUCUUUGGCAUUUGCUUUUAUAAUGUUAAACAAAGGUAUAGUUGAGAUGGCUUCCUAUAGCUUCAUGAAUGAUACCCUGGUUAUAUCUCAGGAUAUGUUCGCUUUCGUGACAAUUAUUGUCAUUUUGAUAGCAAGCAUUGUUCCAAUAUUUGUGAAAACCCUCUACGAUCCAUCCAGCAAGCAUGUACGUUACUUGAAAAAGAGUAUCAUGGACUGUAAGCUCAAUGACGAGCUUCGAAUAAUCGGUUGUAUUCACGUGCCGGCUAACGUUAAUUCCAUCAUCGACAUCCUCAACGCUUCGUGUCCGACCAGACAAAGUCCCAUCGCGCUUUCUGUUCUUCACCUUAUUAAACUCAGCGGACGAGCCACUCCACUUUUCAUUGCUCAUGAAAAACAGAGUAAAUCCCCGUCAAACAACUCAUACUCCGAGAACGUGGUCCUCGCGUUUAAUCGGUUGGAGCGAGACAAUUGGGGAGCCGUAUCAGUGAAAUCAUUCACUGCGGUUUCUCCACCGAAUUUGAUGCACGAAGAUAUAUGUAACCUCGUCAUGGAUCAAUUCACAUCUUUCUUAAUACUUCCAUUUCACCGCCGGCGACAUGUCGACGGCAGCAUUGAAUCGGAAGAUCAAACAGUUAGGAGACUAAACUUCAAUAUCCUCCAAAAACCGCCUUGUUCCGUAGGGAUCCUUGUUGAAGGUCAACGCCAUGUAAAAUGCAUCAACUCGAGAGAUCAUAUGCAUGACCAAUACCCAUUAGCUAACUCUUCAACCUACACCAUUGCUAUGAUAUUCAUGGGGGGGAAAGAUGAUUGGGAGGCUUUAGCUUUAGCCAAACGCAUGUCCCGAGAUAAAAGCGUUAAACUAACGGUGAUUCAAUUUAAAGCUGUAGACGGGUUCCAAGAUGAUGAUGGUGACAGAAUGAUGGAUAAGCAACUGUUGAGAAAUGUUAAGGAGAAUACAAGCACAACAUACAUUGAGAAGGAGGUGAAGGAUGGACCAGAAACAUUAACGUAUCUUCGAUCCAUUGUGGAUGAUUACAAGCUAUUCAUUGUUGGAAGACGAUACAAGCGUGAAGAUCCACAGACUGUGGGUCUCCAUGAAUGGAGUGAAUUUCAAGAUAUCGGUAUCAUUGGGGAAUUACUCUCAUCUCCAGAUUUUGGUGGCAAACAUUCUGUGUUGAUUGUGCGACACCAAUAACAACA
Messenger RNA from Gossypium raimondii (Peruvian cotton), 2384 nucleotides. RefSeq names its product cation/H(+) antiporter 4. Gene Ontology annotation, biological process: regulation of pH; proton transmembrane transport. Gene Ontology annotation, molecular function: antiporter activity. The record is from RefSeq and is a predicted model, not a curated record. The transcript has 2 exons. The coding region runs from base 1 to 2379 and encodes 792 amino acids. Gene Ontology annotation, cellular component: endomembrane system; membrane. Lineage: Eukaryota; Viridiplantae; Streptophyta; Magnoliopsida; Malvales; Malvaceae.